Messenger RNA from Stylophora pistillata, 1320 nucleotides. RefSeq lists its product as uncharacterized. Gene Ontology annotation, molecular function: chromatin binding; protein binding. The record is from RefSeq and is a predicted model, not a curated record. Gene Ontology annotation, biological process: meiotic sister chromatid cohesion; double-strand break repair. Gene Ontology annotation, cellular component: meiotic cohesin complex. NCBI's taxonomy places the organism in Eukaryota, Metazoa, Cnidaria, Anthozoa, Scleractinia, Pocilloporidae.
AUGGAUGAAAUGAUUAAGAUUCCAGAUGAAAUCGACAUAACCAGGGAAGAACCUUUCCCAGGCAUUUACACCACUGAAGCACCCCCAUUCCAGCAAUUUCCAAAAGGAUGUGAAAAGAAGAGCGAAAAAAAGGAUCGUUCACCGCAGCCAAGGGAUAAAGAGCCGAAAGAUCAGCAACCAAGGGAGAAACCUCCAACACCACCUCUUCGCUCCCCUCCCCCCUCCCCUCCCCCCACUGGAGAUCCGUUAGAUGAUGAGCCGUCCGCAGCCGAGGUGCUUAUUGUGAAUCAAGAGACAGGACAAUUAUUCCCAGCACUUGACGGAUCUGACAGUGAACUGGAGCUGGCUCCCACGACUAUAUCAGAGCCUUACGAGGAUCCUGUUGCCAGGGGAUUAGUUACCCCUAGGGUUCCUAUCGAGACCGCUACUCCCUCCCCACCCAGGAAAAGGAGGAGACUGGUGGUGGACCGCAGCACGCAGAUUGACCAAGAUGUGAUCAGACAUAACGUGGCUACCGGUGGAAGAGAAACCUUGUGUGAACGAGAACUUGAGGAGCAUCCAAUACUCUCUGCAAAGGACCUGUUCAUAGCGCCAGUAACAGAAGCCCUGAUGAGUAACCCCUUUAUUGUCUUAUGGAAAAGAAAUGCUGUCACUACUUCUGAAGAGUACCAUUCAAGCGAGUCUGACGUCUCAGAACAGAUCAGCCUGUUGCCUUCCAUUACCGAAAGCUUUGAGGUUCCAAGAGACAUGGAAACCCCAUCUGAAAAAGAGAUUCUCCGAGAAGAUCCUAAUGCUGAACAAUCUGGAUUGCUUGAACGUUCAGAGGCUAGCACCAUCGGGUUUACGCCAGAUACGCAAAAUGGCAAAAUAAGAACCGGGGAAUUUUCUAGUGGCGCCGAUCAAGACAUGGAACCUCCAGAAAUGGAACCAACUGCACCACUGCGAAGACCCUCUUCUUUACUUCGCUCCUCCAUGACUGGACUUUUGUCUCCCAUUCACGAGCCGUCCGAUUUCGACGAAUACAUGGAAGAUAUCGGAGAUCUUCCAACUCUUAUGGAGCAAUCUGAAGUCACGCAGUCCCUCGAGGAGCAGACAAGUGAAACUUGGAGGAUAGUAAACGGAGCCAUGAGACUCAGCGACGGCCCAGUUUUGUUCAAGAAUUUAUGUCCUCCACAAUCAACAGAGCGAAAAACUGCAGCUAGAGUUUUCUAUCAUCUCCUCGCAUUACACAAGAAUGGAAUAUUUGAACUAAAACAGAGAGAUCCUUACAAUAUGACGAAUAUCUACAUUGAAAAGGGUACAAAUUAUUAAACACACUCC